Hibiscus syriacus is the source of this 1896-nucleotide messenger RNA. RefSeq names its product protein IWS1 homolog. The transcript is spliced from 5 exons. The coding region runs from base 970 to 1896 and encodes 308 amino acids. Lineage: Eukaryota; Viridiplantae; Streptophyta; Magnoliopsida; Malvales; Malvaceae. The record is from RefSeq and is a predicted model, not a curated record.
CAAAGGAACCAAGUCGAAAAGAAGGAACCUGAAGCUGAAAUGGUACCAAAAUCAAAAGUUGGUUGAUAAGAAGGAACCUGCAAAGGAACAACGGGUGGAAACGAAGGAACCUGAAGCUGAAAUGGUACCAAAAUCAAAGUUGGUUGAUAAGAAGGAACCUGCAAAGGAACAACGGUUGAAAGGAAUGAACCUGAAGCUGAAAUGAUACUAAAUCAAAGUCAGUUGAUAAGAAGGAACCUACAAAGGAACAACAGGUCGAAAGAAGGAACCUGAAGCUGAAAUGGUACCAAAAUCAAAGUCGGUUGAUAAGAAGGAACAACCGAUCGAAAAAGGAACCUGAAGCUCAAAUGGUUCCCAAAUCAAAGUCGAUUGAUAAGAAGAAACCUACAAAGGAACAACAGUUGAAAAGAAGGAACCUGAAGCUGAAAUAAUACCAAAAUCAAAGUCGAUUGAAAAGGGAACUUGUAAAGGAACAACGGUCGGUUGAAAAGAAGGAACUUGCAAAUGAACAAUGGGUGGAAAAGAAGGAACCUGCAAAAGAACAACGGGUCAAAAAGAAGAAACCUGAAGCUGAAAUGGUACCUGAAUUAAAGUCGGUUGAUAAGAAGGAACCUGCAAUGGAACAACGGGUCGAAACAAAGAAAUUUGAAGCUGAAAUGGUAUUAAAAUCAAUUUGGUUGAAAAGAAGGAACCUGAAGUGGAAGCUGAAAAGGUACCAAAACCAAAGUUGGUUGAAAAGAAACCUGAAGAGGUACCCAAGGUGCAGACUAUUGAGGAAAAUAUCAAAGCAGUAAAGGGGUUGAUCAAUGGCAAGGUGAAGUAUAUGAAGAGGUUAUUGAGAAAGAAAGUAUUUUACAGAGAGAACCAGAAGAAUCCGAGUCCAAUAAAGAGGAAGGAAUCGAAGAGAAUAUUGAAAAAGAAGCAGCAGAGGAAGUGGAGAAUGUAAUUCACGAGGAACCUGAAGAAGGAAUGCAAAAAGAACCUGAGAUUGAAAAAGUGGUGGAAACUAAUCAAGUUUUGGAAAGACGAGAAAAGAUCUCCGAAGAAAAGGUUGCAGAACCAGAAAUAAUGGAGCCUGGGGUGGUCGAACUUGAACCAGAGAUGAACGAGAAGGCAUCAACCGAAGCACCCAAAGGAAAGGAACCUCCUGAUGAGAUUCAUAAGGUUGAAGAAACAGGGGAUGCAGCUCAGAAAGCAGAGUUACCAAGUGAAAAAGAAGAUGAAAAGAUUGUUAAGGAGAACGAUCAAGUAGAAGAUUUAGCUUUCGAACAAUCAGGAGACCACGAAAGUGUAGAAGACACUGGAGAAUCUUUAAUGGAACCUGAACCUGAUGAAGAGCCAAAGGAAGAUGAAUCAGAUAAACAUUAUGAGGAGAAUGAAACUGAGAAUAUGGAGGGUGAAAUUGGAGAAGAAAGUGAAGGGGAUGCAGAUGGUGAAAAACAAAAUGGAGGCGACAUGAAUACGGCAUCUCCCGAAACAGAUGCUGAGAAAGCUCCAAUUGAAGGGGCAUCUAUGGAGGAGGAGAAGCCAAAAAAGAAUAAACUGCAGAAACCCUUAAUGUUUGCAGGAUCAGCAUUUAUUGUCUCUCUCGUUGUGAUAAACGGUAGUGUUUUAAAGGAGACAAAGUUGAAGUAUGCAGCAAGUAAGAAGGGUUUUUCGGGUUUGUACUAUGAAGCUAAGGAUGAAGAAGAUCAGACUCGUCUGUUGGUCAAGAUAGUUUCAUUUGGUGAGGUCCUAUCGGUGCCUCUAAUGACCACUAAUGAAGCCACUCGGGUUUUCAAUCAUCUUGAAAGGGUGGAUGCUUUCAACAAUCAUGGUUGGCGGGUGGGGAUUAUUACUGGAAAACAAAAGUUAAAGUAUUUGCUUUCUACAAAAACAAAAGUUUCAAGGGAUUAA